This is a messenger RNA of Colletotrichum scovillei, 1611 nucleotides long. Its product is annotated as cytochrome P450. NCBI's taxonomy places the organism in Eukaryota, Fungi, Ascomycota, Sordariomycetes, Glomerellales, Glomerellaceae. The transcript is spliced from 2 exons. Gene Ontology annotation, molecular function: heme binding; oxidoreductase activity, acting on paired donors, with incorporation or reduction of molecular oxygen; monooxygenase activity. The record is from RefSeq and is a predicted model, not a curated record. The coding region runs from base 1 to 1611 and encodes 536 amino acids.
AUGGCGGUCUCGAUACUUGCACUGAGCGUGGCAGGCGCACUUGUCGCGUUCUUCCUCAUACGUCCUCGCCUCCAGGCCUCCAAGUCCAACAUCGACUUUCCUCCAGGACCUCCUACCAUACCAUUCCUCGGUAACCUCCAUCAAAUACCGUUGACGAAACCAUUCAUUCAGUUCGCGGCAUGGAGCCGCACGUACGGAUCGCACGGCCUCGUCGGCCUGUCACUCGGACCCAGCAACAAAGCCGUCGUCCUCAACACCUGGCAAUCCGUGCGCGAUCUCCUCGAUCAACGCGGGGCCCUCUACUCGUCCCGGCCGUACGUGCCUAUCGUGGAAUACGUGCUACCCCCGCCCGGUGACAUCCAUCUCGUCUUUUUGCGGUAUGGUCCCAAGUGGAGGAAGGAGAGGAAGACAAUCACGGACUUCUUGAAGGACGAAAAAGUUGAUAAGCUUUUGCUGUUGCAAGAUGCUGAAUCGUCACAAAUGAUGCAUGAGCUGCUGUGUAAUCCUGCUCAUUACCACGACCACAUUUUGCGGUACUUUGGCGCCAUCAUCAUGUCAAGCGUCUUUGGCACCCGUGGAAAGGAUUUCAGCGAUGAGGGAAAGAUCAAGAAGUUCUUCGAAUGCCAAGCGGAGUGGGCAGGAAUGCUGGAUCAGGGAGCUGUUCCCCCAUUCGAUGUGCUGCCAUUUCUGAAAUAUGUCCCGGAUUUCCUGACGCCCUGGCGAGGUUGGAAACUUAGAGCUGCAGACCUCAAGUUGAAACAGAACGGAUUGUAUCACGACCUUUUCGAGGAAGCCAAAGCACGCAUCAGUCAGGGGAAGGCUGAAGACAGCUUCGUAGCAGGGCUUUUGCGUGAUAACGAAAAAGAAGGCUACAGCGACCUUGAUUUGGAGUACAUCGCCGGCUUUUUGAUGGAGGGAGGCUCGGACACAACUGCCGGUGCUUUUGAAACAUUUGUUUUGGCAAUGGCUGCGUAUCCCGAUAUCCAGAAAAGAGCUCAAGCAGAAGUGGAUGCAGUAUUUGGCGAGGGUGGUAUACGUGCUGAACGUCUAAAUGCAGAAACAUUGCCCUAUAUCAAGGCUUGUUUCCUCGAGACUCUCAGAUGGCGACCAGGGUUUCCCAUGGCUAUCCCUCACGCAACAACUCGCGACGACGUUUACGAGGGCUACAACAUCCCCGCUGAGACUACCAUUCUCAUGAACAUCUGGGCUAUCAACCAUGAUUCAGACGAGUUCGAGGAUCCGGACACUUUCGAACCGGAUCGAUUCAUGAAGGAUCCACUGGGUGUCAAGAGUCGCGAUAAAUCCAAGGCGGAAGCUGAAGAUCAAUCGCGGCGGCCGACUUACAGCUUCGGGGCCGGAAGAAGGAUCUGCGCCGGUCAGCGCAUGGCUGAGAACAGCAUGUUGAUGACCAUGUCCAAGCUACUUUGGUGCUUUGACGUCGUGGCGGGGGAUACGAUGCCGGAUACUUCGAUGCAGACUGCUUUCAAAGAUGCGAUCCUGACUGGGCCAAAGGCUUUUGAUGUCAGCUUCAAAGUGCGUGGCGAGGAUCGGCAGAAGCAUCUUGUUGAGAAAUGGACAAAGGCAGACGCAUGGCUGAAGAGGUUUGAGUGA